Molecule: messenger RNA, 2657 nt
Organism: Dicentrarchus labrax (European seabass)
Lineage: Eukaryota; Metazoa; Chordata; Actinopteri; Moronidae
Gene: fgf3
Product: fibroblast growth factor 3
Exons: 3
Coding region: 1106-1840 (244 amino acids)
Biological process (GO): regulation of cell migration; positive regulation of cell population proliferation; fibroblast growth factor receptor signaling pathway
Cellular component (GO): cytoplasm
Molecular function (GO): fibroblast growth factor receptor binding; growth factor activity
Source: RefSeq, a predicted model, not a curated record
AAUAACGCACAGGAGAGCUGCUCUGUGGCACAUGGAGGAAGCCCCAGUGACAGACCAUUUGUCUCUUUUUCUUAAUCUAACUUUGACCAUUAGCAUUAGCUGGCAGAGCUCACAGGUCAGGGGGAGGAAGGAGUGUAUAAAUCCUUGAAAACAAAGAAGGCUGUGAACUUUUAACUGCUGAGUGAAGAGGUUUGAGGUUUACCUGCAGUGGCGGCUUAAUUGUCAACUAGUUCUGGAAGAACUCUGUGGAUCUAUGCAGGACUGUGCUGGCAGCAGGGAGCUCUGAUUUAAGGCAAAUUACAAAUUACAAAAAAUGUUUAUUGUAUUGACCUCAGCCUGUCAUGAUGGCUUUACUGGGCUGGCUUAGAAAGCACCUGUUGAUGGGGGUUAAUAUUUAUACUUCAAGUAGAUGUAGACCUCCCAAAAGUCCAUAACAUUUUUGUUAUUUCAGAAAACUUCUUACACUAGCAGAAAUUUGGCAGAUAAGUACAAGAGAAUGAGGAGAAAUGUCUGAAUCCAACAGUGAAAUAAGUUCCUUUGUACUCUGUUAAGUUGUUUUAAAAGUUAAGGUAGGUUCAUGACAUCCAGCAACAGUGUUAUUCCUCACCUGUCGCAGUCCCUGGCGCUGGCUCAGCCCGCCUGUAUAAUUUGGGAUGUCUAAUUGCUCAUUCAGGAUAUUUCUGAAGAGGAGUUCAGAGGAGAGAGCUGUUCCGCACUCAGCCACUGUGUAAUUUUAUCCACGCCGCAGUCUCUCACUUCACACAGGGCUGAUACCUUUUGCCUCCCCCUUUCCUUUGUAUCAAUUGGUCGGAGUUCAGCCUAUUGUCGCCACAAGCUUCUUUUAUAUCUGCUCUCAGUCUGAGCACAGGCUCUCAGUCAGACUAGCAGGAGGGAUUUCCAGCAGCAGCAGCAGCAGCAGCAGCAGAGGCGUGGAGCGGAUCCUACCUCGGGGGCGGCUGUGCUGUCAGCGGUGUCUCUCUGGCUCGGAUGUGCGCAAGUCUGGAGCUCUGGAGCGUUGGGGCCCCGAGACUUUAAUGGGACCCCGAGAACCGGGCAGGAGUUUUCGGUUUUUUCACCAAAAUAGUCGCUUCCUGGCCAUGCCACAAUGCUGAUGAUACCUCUGCUGGUGUUGCUGAGCCUUUCGGAUCCCGUUAGUCCCCGGGCCAGCUGCGACCGGAGCCAGACUUGUGACCCCCGGCAGCGGAGGGAUGCCGGGGGCCGCGGAGGAGUGUAUGAACACCUUGGAGGAGCGCCGAGACGCAGGAAACUCUACUGCGCUACUAAAUACCAUUUACAAAUCCAUCCUAACGGGAAAAUAGAUGGCUCACUGGAGGAAAACAACCCGUUUAGCAUCAUGGAAAUCACAGCCGUGGAUGUGGGUGUUGUGGCCAUAAAAGGGCUUUUCUCUGGCAGAUAUCUGGCCAUGAACGACAAAGGCCGGCUGUAUGCCUCGGAAGUGUUCACCAGAGAGUGUGAGUUUGUGGAGCGAAUCCAUGAGUUGGGGUACAACACCUACGCCUCCCGCCACCAUUCCACGGAGCAACCGCUGCCACCAGGGGGCGGCAGCAGCAGCAAGAGGCGAGCCAGCGCCAAGCGGCAGUGGUAUGUUUCCAUUAACGGCAAAGGCCGGCCGCGGCGAGGUUUUAAAACCCGAAGCACGGACAAAGCCUCACUUUUCCUGCCUCGGGUGCUGGGCAACAAAGACCAUGACAUGGUGAGGCGGCUGAGAGACAGUCAGAGUGCUCAUCACCACACGCACCACCACAGCAGCAGCCGCGGUGAUCACCGGAGACGCCGGCACCGUGCCAGGACAGGCCAGGGCCGAAGGCAAGAUGACUGAGGAGACUUUUGGAAGAGGGAGCUGUGGCCCUAUGACUAAUCCAAACAUGGACCCCUAAUCUUGGCACAUACUGUAGCUUGAUUGCAACAGAGGAAAAAAAAACUUGGUGGAUCCUGCCUUCUGGAAGUUUUUGUUGUUGAUGCACAGAAACAAAUCCAUAGAAGGAAGAAGGAAAGAUGGGGCCACAACAAGCGUUGGGGCACAUAUAUCAGAGAGACUUUAGCACACACACACACACACACACACACACACACACACACACACACACAGCGGUAACAUCUUUUAUUUACUGAGGCCUGACUUCUUCAUAAUGCUACUGUCUUAAACAAAUAAUAUAGGUAGUUGAAAGGUUCCAGCUUUGUAAAGAGUUCUUCUUUGGUACAAUAAAUCAUUUUACCAUCAACUUCACACAGAGCUAUUAUUGUAAAUACAGUAUGCACUAUGCUUGUACAGUGACUCUACUGCUUUGCAUUUGUGAAAUAUUUUGCUAUCUUGAAGUGCUUACAAACACGAUGGUUGUUGAAGAGAGGACUUUACACAGCAAAGCACUUUUGGUCAGAUUCACAUUAAGAAGCAGAGGGACACUGAGUGGGAGACAAGAUCCUGUUAAUAUUUUUGCAACAUUCUUACAAUGUGAUAGUCUACUGUCUGUAAACUUAAAGAUGUACUUUGUAUAUUGUACUAAUGAUAUGAAUAUUUAUUUGUUGCCUGUGUUGUAAGUUAUUGAUAAGAUUGUUUCUGCAUAAUGUUGCAGUUUGUUUCCACUCACCACCUAGUUCCAACAUAAAACACAAUGGUACUGACCCAAGGAAACUGC